AUGGCGAGAAGUCAGAACAGAACAUUUCGAUUGAUAAUUUGUCUGUUGGUGACCCCAACAACAAACUUCAUUCGUUCUGGGGUAAGAGCGGAGUUUCGCUCUGCGGGCGAUAUUCGCACCAAGUCCCAAUUGACAAUGGCUGUGAAUGGUCUGAGGGAUGAAAAGAAAGAUAAUUUUUUAUCGCCUGUUGCACUUUCUGAAAAAUCUGAAGAGGACUCUGGGCCCAAGAAGUCUAAAGAGGUGUCGGAAAAGGUUGGGAAACAGAUGCUGAUAUUAAAACAAAAGUUGCAGGCGGAAAUGAAUAGCAAAAAAUUGCUAGAAGAAAAAUUAGAAAUGGCAAAAAGCACAAUUGCCACACAAAAAAAAGAAAUUUUGUUGCUCCAGCGUCAACUGCAGUCAGGUGUUAGCGAGUUAUCGGGGCGAAGACUGGAGGGCUCUCUUCGAGAGGCAAACUUGUUAAAGCCCAAGUCAAGUGGUUUGGGAAGGGCAGAGAAGUCUUCUCAAGAAGACGAUGAUUCUCACUUACAAAAUAGCUUGAGUAGGCUAUGUGCUGAAAGAGAUGAGCUACUGAACUGUGUGAGGAAACAAGGUAAGCUGAUAGAAAUCCUGAAACGGCAGAAGCUGCAUUUGGAGGCCUUCAUUCUUGCCGAUAUGAGUGAAAAUGAACUUGGAAAGUACUUUGAUCUUGCUCGGAUAUAA
Molecule: messenger RNA, 699 nt
Organism: Trypanosoma conorhini
Lineage: Eukaryota; Euglenozoa; Kinetoplastea; Trypanosomatida; Trypanosomatidae
Exons: 1
Coding region: 1-699 (232 amino acids)
Source: RefSeq, a predicted model, not a curated record